AUGUCACAAGCUCAAAUACAACCGUGUCGCUACAAGACGGGCAAGACUCUCGGCGCCGGGUCGUAUAGUGUUGUCAAGGAGUGCGUGCACAUCGAUACCGGUCGCUACUAUGCUGCCAAGGUCAUCAACAAGCGCCUGAUGGCCGGGCGUGAGCACAUGGUGCGCAACGAGAUUGCCGUCUUGAAGCGCGUGUCUAUGGGACACCAGAACAUCCUCACCCUGGUCGACUACUUCGAGACGAUGAACAACCUGUACCUUGUGACGGACCUUGCUCUGGGCGGAGAGCUGUUCGACCGCAUCUGUCGCAAGGGCUCAUACUACGAGAGCGACGCCGCAGACCUGAUCCGUGCUACCCUGUCCGCCGUUGCUUACCUGCACGACCAUGGCAUUGUGCAUCGCGACCUGAAGCCCGAGAACCUGCUUUUCCGCACGCCCGAGGACAAUGCAGACCUUAUGAUUGCCGACUUUGGUCUCUCGCGCAUCAUGGACGAGGAGCAGUUCCACGUCUUGACGACCACCUGCGGCACUCCUGGCUACAUGGCUCCCGAGAUCUUCAACAAGAGCGGCCACGGCAAGCCCGUCGACGUUUGGGCCAUCGGCGUCAUCACCUACUUCCUCCUUUGCGGCUACACCCCCUUCGAUCGAGAUAGCAACCUCGAAGAGAUGCAGGCCAUCCUCGUCGCCGACUACUCCUUCACGCCUCUCGAAUACUGGCGCGGCGUCUCGCUGUCCGCCCGAGCCUUCAUCAAGCGCUGCCUGACCAUCGAUCCCACGAAACGUAUGACGUCCCACGAGGCCCUGAGCCACGACUGGAUCGCUGGUCCUGCACAAGACAGAGGCAACGAGGAUCUGCUGCCCACCGUCAAGAAGAACUUCAACGCAAGAAGAACCCUACACAAAGCCAUCGACACUGUUCGCGCUAUCAACCAACUCAGAGCAGGUGGCGGUAUGGGCAUGAUGGAUGGCGCUCAGUCUCACCGGCCCGAACGUGUCGACACUGCCGCACCAAAGGACAAGGACGGAGACGUCAACAUGGACUCCAAGGCCAACGGUCAGGCUGCCAUGGCUGCCUGA
Molecule: messenger RNA, 1074 nt
Organism: Aureobasidium subglaciale EXF-2481
Lineage: Eukaryota; Fungi; Ascomycota; Dothideomycetes; Dothideales; Saccotheciaceae
Exons: 2
Coding region: 1-1074 (357 amino acids)
Biological process (GO): protein phosphorylation; cellular response to oxidative stress
Molecular function (GO): calcium/calmodulin-dependent protein kinase activity; calmodulin binding; ATP binding
Source: RefSeq, a predicted model, not a curated record